This is a messenger RNA of Ornithodoros turicata, 714 nucleotides long. Its product is annotated as putative nuclease HARBI1. The record is from RefSeq and is a predicted model, not a curated record. The transcript is spliced from 2 exons. The coding region runs from base 1 to 714 and encodes 237 amino acids. NCBI's taxonomy places the organism in Eukaryota, Metazoa, Arthropoda, Arachnida, Ixodida, Argasidae.
AUGCAGGAGGAGAACCUAAUAAGUUGGCCGAAUGAAGCGCGUGCCCUUCAAAUUGCUGAGGCCUUUGAAAGCACCUACUCCUUCCCAGGUACUAUAGGAUGCAUUGACGGGACGGAGAUACGAAUCAAGGCCCCUACCUGGUGUCCUUCAUCGUAUAUCAACAGGAAGGGGCAUCAUUCAGUCACUUUGCAAGCAGUAUGUGACAACGAGAUGAGGUUCAUCGACUGCUAUGCCGGUGAAGCAGGUUCGGUGCAUGAUGCCGCAGUGUUUCGCCGUUCCCCACUCUCCUUGGAAAUGAGAAAGGAAGGUGUAUUUCCAGGAGGCACGCACAUUUUAGGUGAUGCAGCCUACCCCUUGCAGUCAAACUUGCUUGUGCCAUACAAGGAUAAUGGGCACCUCGCUGAGCACCAGGUGCUGUACAAUACAAUACAUUCUAGCACACGGUGCACCAUCGAGCGAGCCUUUGCCCAGCUAAAGGGACGGUUCAGACGCCUUAAGUAUGUGGAUAUGAAUAAUGUGAAAUACAUUCCAGUUGUCAUCAUCGGAAGUUGCGUGCUUCAUAAUCUUUGUGUGGACAAUGGUGACAUAUUUGACUGUUCCUAUGAAGCUGCGUUUGAGGAUGCAGUAACCCACAGUGACGAAGGACGCUCUGAGGCUGCGGCUGUGAAGAGGGACAGCAUUGCGGAUGCCCUUGCUUUUCAAACGAUGCAGUAA